Molecule: messenger RNA, 4867 nt
Organism: Archocentrus centrarchus (flier cichlid)
Lineage: Eukaryota; Metazoa; Chordata; Actinopteri; Cichliformes; Cichlidae
Gene: adam19b
Product: ADAM metallopeptidase domain 19b
Exons: 23
Coding region: 186-2966 (926 amino acids)
Biological process (GO): membrane protein ectodomain proteolysis
Molecular function (GO): metalloendopeptidase activity
Source: RefSeq, a predicted model, not a curated record
UUUAUAUAUCUUUCAACCCUCUGUUGAAAUAAGGGGGCGGAGUGGUUUUGACGAAGGAUGUGCACUGGGGAGCAUCUCUGCGACGUCACACGGUCGGCGUUUUCUUCUCUGAUGAGAAGCACCGGGCUGGACUGCACAUUUAUGCCUCUGCUUAGAGAUUUCAUCUUGAGCCGUUUGCUUUUAGAAUGCGUCCUGGAGCGCGUCCUCCUCCACCGCCGCAGCCGCCGCCUCUCGAUGCCGCGCGGUCCUCUCUGCGUGUCUGCCUCUUAGUUGCCCUCCGCUUCGUUGUUGCUGUUGCUGUGUCUGAAGGCGCCGUUUCCAUUGGAGAAAACAAACAGGGCUCGCUGGAAAGCAUCCUUGAGAAUGUGCAGAGUUACGAGAUCACUUAUCCCGUAUGGCUGCAUCCUCUCAGGCACAAGAGGUCUGGCAACAACGAGCAUCCAGCAGAGGCACAGGUUCUCAUCGUAGCUGAGGGCCAGGACCUCACACUACUGUUGGAGAAGAAUGAGCAGCUGUUGGCCCCUGGAUAUCAGGAAAUAUGGUACACUCCCGAUGGAGCUCGCAGGUCCACUUCUCGACCCAGCACUGGACACUGUUUCUACCAUGGCAAGGUUCAGGACGUGAAAGGCUCCAGCGUCGCUGUCAGCACUUGUUCAGGACUCAGGGGACUAAUUUCUCUGAACACAAGCGUCAGCUACCUGAUAGAGCCUCUUACUGUUUCUACGGAUGCUGACCGGCACGCUGUGUUCAGAGCCGAGAGUCUUCAUCUACCUGGGGGUCACUGCCAGCAUCACCACAGUGAAGAGGAGCAUGAGGAGAGGCGUAAUGACUUUAUCCAGGGAAUGAUGUCACCACGGAGUGUGAGGGUAAAACGGGAUCUGAGUCAGAAUAUGAAGUAUGUAGAGCUGCUCAUAGUGGCUGACAAGACUGAGUAUGAGAACCACGGCGCUGAUCUUGAGAAGACAAAACAGAAAUUAGUGGAGGCUGCCAACUUAGUUGACAAGUACUACAAAGCCUUAAAUAUCCGUGUGGCAUUAAUCGGCCUGGAAGUGUGGACCAGCCGGGACAUGAUCAGCGUCUCUGAGAACCCACACAGCACUCUGGCAGCAUUCCUGUCGUGGAGACAGAAACAGCUACGCAGUCUCCCCAACGACAAUGCUCAGUUGAUCACGGGGAAGUCGUUCCGGGGCACGACCAUCGGGCUGGCACCUCUCAAAGCCAUGUGCUCCGAAUACCAGUCCGGUGGAGUAAACAUGGACCAUUCAGAGUUAGCAGUUGGUGUUGCUGCCACCGUGGCGCACGAGAUGGGCCACAACUUCGGCAUGAGCCACGACAUUCCAGGUUACUGCCACGCAAGCGCAGAAGACGGAGGCUGUAUCAUGGCUGCUGCUACUGGGCAUCCGUUUCCUCGUGUGUUUAAUGAAUACAACCUGAAGGAGCUGCAGAGCUACCUGAGCUCUGGAGGAGGAAAGUGUCUCUUUAAUCUUCCGAACACCAGAACAAUGUACGGAGGGCAUCGCUGCGGUAAUGGUUACCUGGAAGAUGGAGAAGAAUGUGACUGUGGAGACGAAGAGGAGUGCACAAGUCCAUGCUGUAAUGCCAACAACUGUACCCUGAAAACUGGAGCUGAGUGUGCCCACGGUGUCUGCUGUCACAACUGCAAGCUGAAGAGCCCGGGUGUGCUGUGCCGUGGUCCCUCUGGGUCAUGCGACCUUCCAGAGUACUGUGACGGGAAGACAGAGUCCUGCCCUGCUGAUUUUUAUUUAGUGGAUGGCACGUCAUGUGCAGGUGGGAGGGCCUACUGUUACACCGGCAUGUGUCUGACCCUGGAGCAGCAGUGUCGCUCACUUUGGGGACAAGAUGCUCGCCCAGCCCCCGACCUGUGUUUUAAGAGGGUAAAUGAAGCUGGUGAUAUAUAUGGGAACUGUGGCAAAGAUGAGUUUGGGAGAUACAGGAGAUGCAGUGAGAGGGAUGCUAAAUGUGGGAAAAUCCAGUGUUCAUCUGCAGCCUCCAAGCCUAUUGAGAACAAUGCUGUUUCCAUAGAAACCACAGUUAAAGAGGGCAACAGCAAAAUCACGUGCAGGGGGACACAUGUGUACAAGCUUGGCAAGGAGGACGAGGAGCCACAGGGUGACACUUUGGAUCCAGGCCUGGUCAUGACGGGCACUAAGUGUGGUGAAGACUCGAUUUGCUUUAAUGGAAUGUGCCGCAAUGCAUCUUUUCUCAAAACGGAUGACUGCAGUGCCAAGUGUCAUGGACACGGACUGUGCAACAACAACCGUAACUGCCACUGUGAUUCGGGCUGGGCUCCUCCUCUCUGUAACCAGAAAGGAUCCGGGGGGAGUGUGGACAGUGGACCUGUCACCAGCUCCAGCAGUGCUCUUCCAGUCCUACUCGCUCUCCUCCUGGCUGUCUUUAUGGGUUUGGCUGCUUUUGGAUUUUGGCGCUUCGGUAGACAUAAACUCCUCUUACUGAAACCUUAUGCUUCACCAUCAGCACCAAGCUCAGAGCCAGUCGCUGUGAAACCCCUGCAUGCAAAUAGUGGCAAUAAUGGUCAUAGCAACCCAACCUUCUCACCAAAGAAACAAGACUCGGCUUCUCCUCAUCCAAGUCAGUCUUGCCCAUCUUGGCCCAAGCAUGCUAUCGCACAUCCUGCAGGGAAGCUUCCUCCAGUACCCGUGUUCCCUGCAGAGCAGAGAAAGCAGACACCACAGCCCCAGAGAGGGAUCUCUCCUCAGGCUCGCACUCUCCCUGUGCCUGUGGGGCAGAAACCGAACCAUGCUUCUCCACUACCCGCAAGACCUUCACCUUUAUGCUCCCUGGACCCCAAAAACCAGUCACAGCCUUCAGCAGUACCCAAACAUCGACCAGACCCCCCAAAAAGACCUCCACCACCUUGCCCUGUCAAAAAACAAUCAGGGAACCCUGUGAAAGGCCCACAGGUUACCACCAGUGCCUUGCAGUGAGGAAAACCUGGUUUGGCUCCAUCUGCUGGACAGAAAACACCAAACAGAGCCUAAUCUAAGAGCUUGGAGAGGCAUCGGGGACCACCGCUUAUCCAGUAACAGACUGCCUCAAAAUGUCUUUUCUGUAUGUUGCCAGGUCAUAGAAAAGGUGAUAAGUGAGGAACUCUUGACGCUGUACACUGAUGUGCAUUAAGUGGAAAAUGAUAUAAGUACAGCACGCUAUAGCAAAGGUAUGUUUUAAGUCUAAGAUUUAGGCUUGUGUAUUACAUGUGUCUGCUUUAUCCACUUGAAACAGCCAGAGCUGUGAAUUUUAGUGCUUUUAGUUUCUUUUACUCUGUUUACCAAUUUGUUGUUGGAAAUAUGAAAUUGUUCCAGGAGUAUUUAUUCACAAAAUCAAAGAGAAAUUAAUGUUUACAGUGAAGCCUCUGUACCAAAUGUGAUGCCUCUUCAAGUGAAUUAGUCAUAAAGGGAUGUCUUAUAUUAAGAAAAAAAUGCCACUAAUGAAGUUUUUAUCUGUGAAUGAUAAUGGGUUUAAACUGGACUGAUGGUAGCCAAUGAAAAAACCUCAAUGCAUGCUGUAAGUUUAUUCUCAUGGUGAAAGAUGCAUGUCUGAUAUGUAGCAGGAAAUGAGAAGGGUUUUUUUUUAGUUUUUUAGUUUUUUUUUUUAGUUUUUUAUUUUCACUCAUUUUAUUUUUUUAUUGUAUUUUUGAAUUAACUCACACCCUGAUGAUUUUAAAACUGCAGCUGCAACUGCAACUGCAGGCUUUGGAACAGGGAUAUUUUAGUAUUAUUGUUAGGUGCUUUCCUAUUUGACUACUUGGUGGAAUCUGUAUCGAUAACAGGAAAAUGCAGUUUGCCAGCUCCCAUAUUUUACCUCAUUAUCAGACCUAUGCAAACACAGGCUGUGACACUGUGUCUGAAACCGAAAUUCAAAUGAACACAUGGGAAAAUAAAAAUUGGAAAAUAAAAAUAGAUAUUUUUAACUGAUUGUUUUUAUUUAUUUAAUUUUUGUUUAGUAUAUUUAAUUGAAUUUUUUUUAAUAUUUUUGCAAGUCAAAGGUAAUUACUGGUCACUUAAACCUUUCCUUUCCUGCAUAGGCUUACAGAGGCCCAUUUUCAGGAACUGUCACUCCCAUGUUAAGUUCACAGGCCACUUUGUUAGGUACACCUAUUCAGUUGCUCAUAAUGCAAAUAUAAGCCAAUUACAUAGCAGCAUCUCAAUGCCUUUAGGAAUGUAGACAUGCUUGAAGCUGACAACAGUAACCACCGUUGGAACAAGGUAUGCAGAAGAGCGUCUCUGAAUGCACAACAUAUCAAACUUUAAAGCAGAUGGGCUACAGCAGCAGAUGAUUGCAGGGGGUGCCAGGCCUGUCAGGAAGAACAGGAAACUGAGCCUUCAAUUCAUACAGGAGGACCAAAUAGAAGAAGACAAUAGAAAAGUGGAAAGCUGUCAGCUGGUCUGAUGAGUAUAGAUUUCUGGUGUGACAUUCGGAUGGUAGGGUCAGAAUUUGUAAACAGCAUGAAGCGUGGAUCCAUCCUGCCUUGUAUCCACAGUUCAGGCAGAACACACCAUGUCACAAAGUUGAAAUCAUCUCAAACUGGUUUUGAGUUCACUGUACUCAAAUGGCAAAUGGCCUCCACCGGCACCAGAUUUCAAUGCAGCAGAGCACCUUUGGGAUGUGGUGGAACAGGAGAUUCACAUCAUGAAUGUACUGUCAUGCCAUCAUGUUGCUACGGACCAAAAUCUCUCAGGAAUGUUUGUUGCUCCAAAGAAUGAAGGCAGUUCUGAAAGCAAAAGGGGGUCAAACCCGGUACUACCAGAGUGCACCUAAUAAAGUGGCCAGUGAGUGCACUUUUGCCAAAUGUAAGUCUGAGUUUUCAAAGUCAAGUUGACCAUGUAAA